AAAAGCAGAAGCAGGACGCAGAAGUACUUCUUUCGUAUCCUCAAGUAUUCACCACUCACUCAGAUUCUCCAAUUUCCAUCACAAAAGCGCUUUUGAACUGAAACUCUCAAAGCCCCCCUGCUCCUUCUCUCUGCUCACAAUUAAAGCCAAUCUUUUUUUAGAAUUUCAGUUUCCAAAUUUAACCAAUUUGGUUUUGUUUUUUUUUAUAUCCCUCUAAAAUUGGUGGGUUCUAUUUCUUUUGAAGAAAAGAAAUAUUCCAAGUAUUUUUUAUUUUUUCCUUUCAAUCUACACGUAGAGAAAGUUGAAGAAGUAAUCGAUGGGUCUCCUUCUCUCAAAAAGUAUUGUGAAUUACAUUUGCAAUUCUUCUAAUUCUCCCGUUUUCUCCAAGAAAAAUGGUGGAGAAUUCAUCCCCAUGCAAAUUGAGAACAUGGUUUCUUUAGUUUCCCGGACCGGAAGACAAUUCCAGCGCUAUGAAAAAGGUUGCCGCCAAGUUGUAGGAUGCAUUCCAUACAGAUACCGGAAAACCGAAAGAUCUUCAUCUGAUGAGGAAUUGGAAGUUCUUGUGAUUAGUUCACAGAAGGGGAAAGGAAUGUUGUUCCCAAAGGGAGGUUGGGAAAUGGAUGAGUCGAUUGAAGAGGCGGCGAAAAGAGAGACGCUAGAGGAAGCCGGCGUGACUGGCCAUCUUGAAACUAGAUUGGGAAUGUGGCGUUACAAGAGCAAAAGCCAGGGCACAUUUCAUGAGGGGUACAUGUUCCCUUUGCUUGUCCAGCAGCAGUUGGACCUUUGGCCCGAGAAGAGUUCCCGCAAGCGUGAAUGGAUGACAGUCGCUGAAGCUAGAGAAGCAUGUCAAAAUUGGUGGAUGAAGGAAGCUCUGGAGAAAUUAGUCUGUCGACAAAUGCAGCCCCAACCAAAAGGGGAGGAAGAAGACACAACUUGUACAUAGACACACAGUCUUAGCUUUGUUGUUUUUUCUUUUCAAAUUUUGGCGGACCACAGCGGUGUACGUAGGGAGGAAGAAGUAGUUUUCCGAAAUAAAGAGCUCGCAUUAGGAAAGAGGACGUCGGAUGCCUUCGCUGAAUUGCGGUUGUGGGCAUCUCUACAUAUUGUGUUCCUCCGACUGUUUCUUCUCAACUUAAGUAGUCAAAACGGGGACUGAUUGCAAAACUGUACAAUGUAGUUGAAGAAGAACAUGUAGAAACAGAACAUCGUGUAGAUUUACAAAUUCCAUUCUUUCAAUUCAAUUGAUCUUAAUUCUUUUCAA
Pyrus x bretschneideri (Chinese white pear) is the source of this 1261-nucleotide messenger RNA. RefSeq names its product nudix hydrolase 18, mitochondrial. Gene Ontology annotation, cellular component: nucleus; cytoplasm. NCBI's taxonomy places the organism in Eukaryota, Viridiplantae, Streptophyta, Magnoliopsida, Rosales, Rosaceae. The record is from RefSeq and is a predicted model, not a curated record. Gene Ontology annotation, molecular function: pyrophosphatase activity. The transcript is spliced from 5 exons. Bases 317 to 943 code for a protein of 208 amino acids.